Messenger RNA from Lotus japonicus, 3412 nucleotides. RefSeq names its product pentatricopeptide repeat-containing protein At1g62260, mitochondrial. Lineage: Eukaryota; Viridiplantae; Streptophyta; Magnoliopsida; Fabales; Fabaceae. The transcript is spliced from 3 exons. Gene Ontology annotation, biological process: RNA modification. Gene Ontology annotation, molecular function: protein binding; RNA binding. Bases 35 to 1993 code for a protein of 652 amino acids. The record is from RefSeq and is a predicted model, not a curated record.
UUGUCAAGUUUGAUGACACUUCGAAAUUUGGACAAUGUCAACUUGUCUGAUGAGACUGAGCAGGCUCCAACUACCUCGUACACUCUGUUCUCGUGGCUUGGCCUCGUUCCAUAAAACCAACGACAACGAGUCCUCACUGCUUCACCAAUGGAACAAGAAGAUAUCGCAUUUGAUUCGAACUGGUAGACUAAGCGAAGCAAGGACCUUCUUCGAUUCCAUGAAGCACCGCAACACCGUAACUUGGAACACCCUCAUAAGUGGCCACGUGAAGCGGCGAGAGAUUGCCAAGGCACGCCAACUGUUCGACGAAAUGCCCCAAAGGGACAUUGUUUCCUGGAACCUCAUCAUUUCGGGUUACUUUUCUUGCUGCGGAAGCAAGUUCGUGGAGGAAGGGAGGAAGCUGUUUGAUGAAAUGCCUGAGAGAGAUUGUGUCUCUUGGAACACGGUUAUAAGUGGGUAUGCGAAGAAUGGGAGGAUGGAUCAGGCUUUGAAGCUUUUCGAUGCGAUGCCUGAAAGGAAUGCUGUGUCGUCGAAUGCUGUGAUCACCGGGUUCUUGUUGAAUGGUGAUGUGGAUUCGGCGGUUGGUUUUUUCAAGAGGAUGCCGGAGUGUGACUCGGCUUCUCUUAGCGCGCUUAUAUCGGGGCUUGUUAGGAAUGGUGAGUUGGAUAUGGCUGCUGGGAUUCUGCUUGAAUGUGGGGAUGGGGAUGAAGGGAAACAUGAUUUGGUGCAAGCUUAUAACACCUUGAUCGCUGGCUAUGGCCAGAGUGGCAAGGUGGAAGAAGCGCGACGUCUUUUUGAUCGGAUCCCGAAUGAUCAAGGUGAUGGAAAGGAGGAUGGAAGGAGAUUCAGACGAAAUGUAGUCUCAUGGAAUUCGAUGAUGAUGUGUUAUGUUAAAGUGGGAGACAUUGUUUCUGCUAGGGAACUCUUUGAUAGCAUGGGGGAGCGGGACACUUGUGCUUGGAACACCAUGAUUAGCGGCUAUGUUCAAAUCUCUGACAUGGAAGAGGCCUCCAAGCUUUUCAAGGAAAUGCCCAGUCCUGAUGCACUUUCAUGGAAUUCAAUAAUAUCUGGGUUUGCUCAGAUUGGUGAUUUGAAAGUUGCAAAAGAUUUUUUUGAGAGGAUGCCCCAGAAAAAUCUGAUCUCUUGGAACUCAUUAAUAGCUGGCUACGACAAAAAUGAAGACUAUAAGGGUGCUAUUGAGCUAUUUUCUCAGAUGCAACUUGAGGGAGAGAAGCCAGAUAGACACACUUUAUCUUCAGUUCUCAGUGUAUGUACUGGGUUGGUGGAUCUUUACCUCGGUAAGCAGAUGCAUCAGCUUGUCACAAAGACUGUUAUUCCAGAUUUACCAAUAAAUAAUUCCCUCAUUACCAUGUACUCGAGAUGUGGGGCAAUAGGUGAGGCAUGCACUGUAUUUAAUGAGAUGAAAUUUUAUAAAGACGUGAUCACUUGGAAUGCAAUGAUUGGAGGCUAUGCAUCCCAUGGCUUAGCUGUGGACGCUCUGGAGCUUUUCAAACAGAUGAAAAGGCUUAAAAUUCACCCUACCUAUAUAACCUUCAUUUCAGUUUUGAAUGCAUGCGCCCAUGCAGGAUUAGUUGAAGAAGGGAGGAGGCAAUUCAAUUCCAUGAUUAACGACUAUGGUAUUGAACCCCGGGUUGAGCACUUUGCUUCCUUUGUGGACAUCUUGGGACGGCAAGGACAGCUUCAGGAAGCUAUGGAUUUGAUAAAUAGCAUGCCGGUUAAACCAGAUAAGGCUGUGUGGGGUGCAUUACUAGGUUCUUGUAGAGUACAUGGUAAUGUAGAAUUGGCCCAAGUAGCCGCCCAAGCUUUGAUCAGUCUUGAACCAGAAAGUUCAGGUCCUUACGUGUUGUUAUAUAAUAUGUAUGCUAACUUAGAACUAUGGGAUGAUGCUGAAAGAGUGAGAGUGUUGAUGGAAGAAAAAAAUGUCAAGAAACAAACAGGGUAUAGUUGGGUAGAUUCUUCCAAUCGCCAAUGACAAUUUUUCUGUUUUAGAAAGACUUCAAUUGGCAACAGAUAUCAUAUCAUGCCAUUGUUAGAGAUGCUCACAUUCAACUUAACCUCAUUAAUAUUGUCAGAUGGGAAAGAAGAACGAUCUUUACCAGUUAAGUAGAUAUUGACGUAAAUGUUAGUUUGACCCGGAAGAUAUCGUACGUCUUCUGUCGAACAUUCAGAGGUUCAUUUGGCAGUAUCAGCAAUAAGUGAUUUCAACCAUGGAUGGCUGGAAUAUUGGUAUGGCACAAAUCAAUAAUUCUUAAUGAUUAUACAUACAAGUUAAGGCACUCCUCCAUAGACUCUGAAGGAGGAUACUAGACACCUUUUACAUGUCCCUCCAUGUAGUGAAGUGCGUUCAUCCCUUUACGAAAGGCCGCACAUUUCUCAUCAGCAUCACAAAGGGAUCCAGAGAAAAUAUUUUGCAUUUAGGUAUCUCCAUUCCCAUAAUCAAUGACAUCUAUAAUCUCAUUGUUUGAUGAGACACCAAGACUAAAAAAAAGUCCAUACAGGAACCUCAACACCCAAGAAAUAAACACUGAGGACCUUCUCGCCGUUGUUAAUUUCUUCAAACUUGGAAUUUCCUACAAGUUUAAGAAUUAACAUAUUUCUCUUGUUCAGCGACUUGUGCCCAAUUGCCCAAUCUGGACUAUUUGAAACCCAGAGCUUCUUCAGAAAUUGUUGCUCCUGUGCAACAAAAGGCCUGAAACAAUUUUUCACACAAAUGACAAAACAAUUUCACAACAGGAACAGGUAUCGAGUUGAGGUGGAAGUCUCUGAUGGGGAGGAUGUUGAGUAUUUUAUUUCAUUUGAAUCUGAUGCUCAGUAUCUCCUGAGGAAAUCAUGCCAGGAAUUAUUGGUGAUAGCUAAUGUAUGGAGUAUAUCAUUAUUCAGUCUUGUGUUUCUGUUUGAUUGGGUUACAGCAUGAAGUUGUUCCUGACUCACUCGGUGACGAUGGCCUUGUUCUGUUGACGACAGAGACAAACCCUAUGAAGAGAGGGGCACAUGAGGCGAAGGAAUGUGCGAACGGUGUUGGGACGCCAUUGAGGUUGAAAGAAGGUGAAAAUUGAACUGGAAUAAUAAUGUUAUUGAUGUGGUGAAAUGGGCUGGGUGAUUUAUGGGGGUUUCCUUUUACUUUUUUGGAGCUUAUCAUUAAGAAGCUUGAAGAUUGGGUUUGCUGCAUUAGCGCAUGUUUUUGGAGAACUGUUAUUAUAUGUGUGUUUACUGUUUACACGUUCCAAUGAAUGCAAAAGAGAAAAACAUGAAUUGUGAGACUAACCAAGUGUGUACUGAUGCUAGCUGAUCAUUUACCUAAUUGAUGUGUUAUAUUCUGGUUGUAGUGUAUUGUACUUUAUGAAUACAUUUUUUUUUGGGUCAAAUUAAGCAGCUCAACAUAUUCUGUAAA